Chondrus crispus (carragheen) is the source of this 666-nucleotide messenger RNA. RefSeq lists its product as hypothetical. Bases 1 to 666 code for a protein of 221 amino acids. The transcript has a single exon. Lineage: Eukaryota; Rhodophyta; Florideophyceae; Gigartinales; Gigartinaceae. The record is from RefSeq and is a predicted model, not a curated record.
AUGCUCCUUCUUCGCACCAUUCCAAACGUUACUAUUCUGCGCGCGGACCCAGCUAUCCCACGUUGCGUUAACGUGUCGGCGCAGCACGAAGACGGCGAGGUUGAACUCGUCGCGCUGGCGGAGCAUGUGGACGACGUCUGCCUUGCGGCGGUAGUACACGCUAGGGAAGAUUUUGACGCUGGAGUUGGCGACGAUGUAGCGGAGGGCGUCGUCCGCGGAGAGGGUGGAGCCGUCCAGGGCCGGCUCGCCGAAGUGCUUCCAGAGCUCGGUGCGCUUGAAGACGUCGUCGGCGUAGCGGCGGUCGGGCGUGCCCGCGCCGGCGGACGAGUAGCGGCAGCGCUCGAGCGAGUCUACGAACCAGGUCGAGCCCUGGCGCGCGCCCGUGAAGAUGAGGGCGCGCGCGCAGGGCGGGGUGUCGUCCGGCACGAAGUCGGUCGCGGGCGCCGAGGGCAGCGCGACGAGCAGGAGGGAGGCCGUGGCCAGCACGCAGACGAGCAGGAGUGGCACGAGUACGGGGCGCCGCGAGGCGUGCUUCGGGCUGCGGAUGAAGCGCAUCGCGGAGGAGGCGGGGGGAGGCGAGGGGGGGGAAGGGAAGGAGGGAUGGCGAAACAGGCCGGUCGCUGCCCACGGAGGGCGAAUUGUUUAAGUGUUCACCGGGAACGGUAG